ACCCCUCCCUCAUCAAUCAUGUCGGGUGUUUUCUAGUCUCGUCAGCCAUGGUUUCAUCGCUCGACCCAUUUACUAUCAAUUUUUAAUUGUCACUAAAAAAAAAUCACUACUACUACCCCCAAAAAAUAAGCAAAAAUUGAAAACUCUGUUUUCCCUUCCCCCCUUAAACCCGUAACUACCUUUGAGGUAGAGAUGGAAAGCCACAGUACUAACGCCAACAUCCACAGCAAUCUGCAACAGCAGCAAGAGCAACAGCAACAACAGCAACAACAGCAACGUCGUAACAGACUAACUAAGAAACCUCCCUCCUCCAUCCAUAACCAUCACCAUCACAGUCACAGCUAUUCUCUCACCGCUGAUGGUCGCUUUGACGCCCAAUCCCUCAAGAGCAAACGGAGCUCCACGAGCCUGAGGCGAGCUCCAAGUGCUCCCCACAGAACUCCCGCUACUACAACUGUUAGCGUUGCUAAUAACGUUGCUAACAUUGCUAACGUUGGCAUUAACAACGCGUCAAACUCCGCAGCAUCGCCCCGUCUCCCACCACCACCCACUACUACCGCUACCGCUACCGCCGCCACCACCACCACUACCGUAAAUAACAAUACCAACAAUAACACAACUUAUUUCUCCUCACCUUUACUGUCUCCUGCUCAAUUUUCCCCCUCUGCCAUUUCCUCACCUCACCAUUUAGUCUCGUCUUUACAGUCGCCGUCGCCUUCUCGUAACGCAUUUCCUCUCGCCGCCGACGGAGCCGCAAUUGGGUCUAGAACCGGCAUUGGCACUGGCACUGGCACUGGCACUGGAACAGGCACAGGUACAGGCACAGGUACAGGCGUAGGAAUAGGCAUCGGUAUCAGGUAUCCGACGUCAGGUCAACGCCUGUCUGACCCCUAUUUUCUCCAACCACUUUCCUCCCAGACUCCCGAGGAAUUUAUCGGCGCACCCUUUGACGGCAAUUCUAUCCUUAGUCAUUUCGACACUGCCAAGUCGCCCACGUACCAGUUUUCUUCCCAAACCCGACCGCCACCGCCCCCGCUAUCGAAUUCAACUCCCGACCCGCGUGUAAUGAGCCCUCCUCCCUUGCGACAGUCGGCUAGCUUCUCCGCCUUAGACGCCAACAUGUCAGAGAAGUCCCAUGGCGCACGUGUCAAUGAGAACCCCGUUGUCCCCCCGAAACGGUAUUCCGAUGAAUCCAAAGAUCUCAAGGGUCCCGGUGUCUUGAGAAAAAAGUCGGGCUUUUCCGGCCUCAUGAGCACAUUGGUGGGGUCGCCCAAGAAACCCGUCAUAUCGGCUCCAGAGAACCCCGUUCACGUCACCCAUGUCGGUUACGAUAGUUCCACCGGCCAAUUCACGGGCCUACCCAAAGAAUGGCAACGCCUAAUCAACGAGAGUGGUAUUCCAGAGAAUGCUCGAAGGGAAAAUCCACAGAUGAUUGCGGAUAUCGUCACAUUCUAUAAGGAAACCACAGAGAAGCCGCACGAAGAUCAGGUUCUGGAGAAGUUCCACGAUGUGAGAGCUACUGAGCUGCGCACCCAAUCUGGUGGAAUGGCAACAUCCCCCGGCAUGUAUGCGUCAAACUAUGCGGGUAUGUCACCUAUGAUCAGUCCACCAGCAAGUCCGAGAUUUCCAAUCGUGAAUAAUGAAGGCACCUUCGAGAAUCCCCGCGCCCCCCCUCCGGUACCCAUACCUGGGAAGAGCCCGGUGCUGCACUCCAUCAAGGAUCACCCCAACUUGCAGCCCAGCCGACCCGCGCCGAAACCCCCCGUCUCUUUGCAGACCCGAGCUACACAACAACUGCCCUAUGCCACUACCAAAGAUUCGGGCAUUGGUAUGGCACAGGCCAGCGAAGAUGGUCACUCGACAGGGUCCCAUGUUUCGCCACCGAAGGACAGCGUCCCCAUGCUCCCCGAAGAGCACCGAUCGAGAUCGAGAUCGAACUCGCGAGUCAACGGGUCUCAACCCCACACACCUGUCGGCCAGUCAUCGCCAGCCGUUCAAGCGGCUUAUCAGCACCAACUAAUGCAGCAGCAGCAAGAACAGGCUAUGGCACAGGCCCAGGCUGCUAUGAAAGGUCAGCUUAGUAGGUCUGCGAGUACUAAGCAGUCUCCCGCACAGCCAAUGGCCCCGAGCUCACAGCACCAAAUGGGUCGCGUCCCUGAGGCUAACGGUGCCGGCAAUGCGGCCUAUGCAGCACGAGGGCCUCCGGCGCAGCAGUCACGCCCGCGCAACCGGCCGCGGCAAAGUACCAGUAUAGAUGUAGCAGCAGCGCUGAAACGUAUCUGCUCCGAAGGCGACCCUCGCGAGUUAUACCGUGGCUUUACUAAGAUUGGACAAGGUGCAUCUGGUGGUGUCUAUACCGGCCACGAGAGGGGAUCGAAUCGACUAGUAGCCAUUAAGCAGAUGAAUUUAGAGCAGCAGCCAAAGAAGGACUUGAUCAUCAAUGAAAUCUUGGUUAUGAAAGAGAGCUCACACCCGAAUAUCGUUAACUUCAUAGAUAGCUACCUAUGCGGUGGUGAGCUUUGGGUCAUCAUGGAGUAUAUGGAAGGAGGUAGUUUGACUGAUGUUGUCACUUUUAAUAUAAUGACGGAAGGGCAGAUCGCUUCAGUCUGUAGGGAAACCUUGAAAGGCCUCCAGCAUUUGCACUCGAAAGGAGUUAUACAUAGAGACAUCAAGUCUGAUAAUAUUUUGUUGUCGUUGGAUGGUAAUAUUAAGCUCACCGAUUUCGGAUUUUGCGCACAGAUCAACGAGGCGCAUAAUAAGCGGACUACGAUGGUUGGUACGCCGUACUGGAUGGCACCGGAAGUGGUCACUAGAAAGGAGUACGGAAGGAAAGUCGACAUCUGGUCCCUAGGUAUCAUGGCUAUUGAGAUGAUAGAAGGGGAGCCGCCGUAUCUUACCGAGUCGCCGCUUCGCGCUCUGUGGUUAAUCGCUACUAACGGCACACCGCAAAUCAAAGAAGAGCAUAAUUUAUCUCCAGUAUUCCGGGAUUUCUUAUAUUUCGCCCUAAAGGUGGACCCGGAGAAGAGAGCGAGCGCACACGACUUGCUUCGGCACGAAUUUAUGAAGACUUGUGUCGACCUGUCGUCUUUAUCACCACUCGUCAGGGCCGCAAGGGAAGCCCGGCUAGAGGAGAAGGCCAAUAAGGGUCAAUAAAUGUCUGUCAGUCAUGUUGCAACGUUUUGAAGAUGUUGGAAUAAUUU
This is a messenger RNA of Daldinia loculata, 3200 nucleotides long. RefSeq names its product Pkinase-domain-containing protein. The coding region runs from base 193 to 3153 and encodes 986 amino acids. Lineage: Eukaryota; Fungi; Ascomycota; Sordariomycetes; Xylariales; Hypoxylaceae. The transcript has 4 exons. Gene Ontology annotation, biological process: protein phosphorylation; intracellular signal transduction; regulation of MAPK cascade. The record is from RefSeq and is a predicted model, not a curated record. Gene Ontology annotation, molecular function: protein serine/threonine kinase activity; ATP binding. Gene Ontology annotation, cellular component: cytoplasm.